GGCGCCGACUGUACCGGAAGCACGUUCUACUGAUCGGGUCAAACCGAAGCCAGAUUUGGCAGCUUUAAUAUUCCCACGAGCUUGUUGUAAAUUCCCUUUCGAGAAACCCAUUCCAUUUCAACCCAAUAGGACUCCUGUGGGACUAGUGCCCCAAUGUAGAUUCUUUCGGUUCGCUCACUAUCCUGUGCAGAUUGAAAGCACAAAUGGGUCAUAUAAAAUGGAACAACACCCGCUAUCCCUUUUCAUUAAGGUCAAUCUCUGUCCUAUCCCUUUCACCAUGCGAGACCUCCCCAUCGAAAUCAUCAAUGCUGUCGUCGAGAAUGUCUCUUCCUUGACUGAUCUUCUUCAGUUACGCUCUUUAAACAAGGCGUAUCGAGAGCUCGUCACCCCCAUCGCAUUCACCAAACUUCACGUGAAAAACAGCAUCCAGAGUGCACAAAAUUUACAGCAGAUCAUCGCUGCCGCCAACCUUGCUCCUCAUGUUCGGGAAGUCGUUUAUGACUCUCGUGACAAUGAAUGUUUUCAAUUCCCCCCGGAAAACAUUGAAAUCGAGGAUAUGUUUGAAGUCGCUGAGCUUGAAGAAGCCUUGACCGAGGCUUUCUGCGCCCUCGAUUCAUUCCCCAGACUUGAACGCGUCGUCGCCAGUUUCUGGCCGACAUUUGUCUCCCAGUCUGGGAAGGAAAUCCACGAGAACCCGUUCUGGUUUACGAGCCGGCAGCUCACAGUUAUUCAUUCUAUAUAUCACGCCAUGAAGAAAUCUCGCAUGUCUUCCCUUUCUCUCAACAACGUGGUCAUGAUGCCCCCUUCAUGCUAUGACUUUGUCUCUACCCUCACAAACUCACCCCUGUCCCAUCUUUCGCUCUCUGUCGUGCCAAACGCCGAUAUUAGUGCCUGGUCGGGAUCAAAGGAGAUCAACGGAUCGCUUGGCGCAUUGUUGCCCCUUUCCAACGCCACACUCAAGUCGCUUGAGCUGCGCAGCCCCCAGGGGCCAUACCACAGCCUCGAAACCAAGCUUUCUUCAUUCCAUUAUCCGUCGCUCGAAUCGCUCGUACUCGAAAACAUUGUAUUUGAUCAGACACCCUCUCCUGAUGGCCUCGAAGAAUUUGUGAUCCGUCAAAAGAGUCGCUUGCGUCAUCUGGAGCUGCAAUCAUGCGCAAGCUAUGUAUCAAACCCAUCGACUGAUGCCAGGCUGUGGUCGAGCAUCUGGCAACGAUGGAUGGCUGAGCUCACGAGCUUGAGAGAGCUUGUGGUGGACGACGACAGUGGAUAUGUUGUGCUCGACGCUGACUGGGGCUACGUGACUUACAAGUCUGUCAGCACCACAGUAGUGGAGGACGACUCGUCGAGCUUGCAGAUGUUCCAGGAUGCAAUAGUAUCCACUUGUAGCAUAAACGUGUAGUUGUAUCAUUGAUGUAUUUGUUUCAUUUGGGCUGUUUCGGACAUGUAUACCAUUUGCAUAGGACCUACGAGCAACGUUUGAUUCCGCGGAAGUAAUCCUACGUUACGCCAGCAAGAAUGUACGUUUGAAGACUGUCUGAUUAUCUUUCCCAAGGCUGCGGCACUCCCACAGGACUUUUGUUUCAUCAAAAACGUGUUCUCAUCUCCGUUUCAUCUUUGUCAAAAAUAUGGAACUUUUCUUUCCUUUUUCUGACAUACGAG
This is a messenger RNA of Suillus bovinus, 1659 nucleotides long. RefSeq lists its product as uncharacterized. The coding region runs from base 218 to 1399 and encodes 393 amino acids. The transcript has 2 exons. The record is from RefSeq and is a predicted model, not a curated record. Lineage: Eukaryota; Fungi; Basidiomycota; Agaricomycetes; Boletales; Suillaceae.